GGCUUACAUGUAGAUAGAUGAAAUGAAUGGGAGGUACAAUUUUAAUUAUAUAUUACUAAUUAGACACGUGCAAACAUUAUGAUGGCUAAUAUAGUGUACCUAUACAUUUAAAGAUCACUAGAUUAAUGAAAAACCCAUAUCUUCCCUGUAGAUUCAAAUCAUACGCGUGUCAAAUAAUAAUUAUUGGCAUUUGGAUAUAUUUCACGUGCGUCGCUUGAGUGCUAUAAAAGCCCCGGGUAAGCGAGAUUCAAAAUCAAAAUACUAAAAAAGUGAAACAUGGGGUGCGAAACUUCAGUAUUAUGCACGUUGCUGAUUUUCUUCCAAAUUAUUGGUCGGUCAUUUGAAAUGAGCCACGAUUUUGUGCCCAUUAGAGAUGAUUUAUUCAGUAAGUGCGAGGAGAAGCCAGAAAUGGGCUAUUUGGAUGCAUUCGCGGAUUUAUCCAACUUGAGUAGCAAACGAGGUGCUGGUGGAAUUAAUAUAUCAGGAAACGCAACAACCAUAUGGGAUGUGGAUCCAUCGGAUGUCGUCGAGGUUGAUGUUAGCAUACUGAAGUUCGAAGGAGAUAAGUGGAUACCAACAAUAAUUAAAGGGAAUGUUAAGGAUUUUUGCAAGACCUUUUUCGACAAGAACACCAUUUAUUACUCCUAUUCACCAAAACAUGUGGUUAACAAGAAGGAAGUGAAGGAAAAAUGCAUUACCAGUCCAGGAACAAUAUUAGUGUGGAAGCCCUAUCUCCUGAAAAUAUCAUUCAGCUACGCAGUUCCUCUGAAUGUGGGGCGCCACAAGGCCGUUAUAAUAUAUUCUGCCAUUGACAAAGCCGGAGUUAAGCGUGAUAGGGACAUUUGCAUGGAAAUUGUCGGCGACAUUGUAAAUGCCUAAUCGCAGUCACAUGGCCCUAUUUCGUUGGAAGUUCAGAGCAAAUUCGUUUAAGCCUUAUAAUGAUUAUGAUUUUAUUGUUUCUCAACAAAGGUUUUGGUGGAGGGUUAGUU
Messenger RNA from Drosophila simulans, 989 nucleotides. RefSeq lists its product as uncharacterized. The record is from RefSeq and is a predicted model, not a curated record. The coding region runs from base 277 to 879 and encodes 200 amino acids. NCBI's taxonomy places the organism in Eukaryota, Metazoa, Arthropoda, Insecta, Diptera, Drosophilidae. The transcript is spliced from 3 exons.